Notechis scutatus (mainland tiger snake) is the source of this 608-nucleotide messenger RNA. NCBI's taxonomy places the organism in Eukaryota, Metazoa, Chordata, Lepidosauria, Squamata, Elapidae. The record is from RefSeq and is a predicted model, not a curated record.
GUUUCCUCACCAGGUGUGUCGCUCUUCGCAUUAAGUGCCUUGGUCCUUCCUGGACAGUUUUCCGACUACCUGGAUGUGAUUAAGUCGCUCAGCCUGGGACCCGCUCUAAUUUAUUCUGCCAAGUUUGCCUUGGCCCUUCCUGUAACCUACCACACCUGGAAUGGGAUUCGGCAUCUGGCCUGGGACAUGGGCAUCGGUUUCAAGAUACCCCAGUUGUACCAGUCGGGUGCCCUGGUUCUCAUCCUGACGGUUUUCUCUUCCCUUGGGAUCGCAGCCAUGUGAAGAGACACACCUCCCCUGCUCACUCCCCAACUUCCUUCCUUAAAUUUUGCACACACCCACACCCACACACACACACACCACAAAAGUUGGUUCAAUCCAGGACUUCGGUUUGUUAAUUAGAAAAAUAAUGGGAUUGGGCUGAAAUCGGCCAAAUUCAUAUUUAUGACACAGUUGUAAUCCGACGGAGGCCAUUCUCCUUGGAUCCUGCUAGGACAGGGGUCUUCCAACUUGACAGCUUUAAGGCUUGUGGACUUCAACUCCCAGAAUCCCUCCUCCUCCUCCAGUCAUGUUAGCUCAGGAAUUCUGGGAAUUGAAGUCCACAAGUC